CACAAACUCAAUUUAUUCUCUACCUGAUUCUGCCUGGGAAUUUCUCGUCCCAACAUCUAGCUUCUCUUUCCACCGUUGCUUCGUCAUUCUGACCACAACGAUGCAAGAGAAGGAAGUGGCCUACUCCACCGCGGUGGCUGAUGAAACAGCCCCGGAGGAGACAGCGGUCCACCUCAAAAACCUCAAGCUACAGCAUCAGUGGGAUCCCAACCUACCGGAUGAGGUCGCGGACGAGAUCGAUGAUGCCCUUCACACGACCGACAAGGGGGCGCGUGAAGGCAUGGCGCAUGAGUUGCUGGACGAUUCGCCGUAUCCCGAAGUCCGCGCUGCCGUGCCCAACUAUGACGAGGGCGGCCACACCAACACCAUCCGCGCGUGGACAAUUGGCUUGAUCUUUGCUACGAUCGGUUCGGCUCUGAACAUGCUGUUUUCCAUGCGCAACCCCUACAUUGUCAUUCCGUCGUAUGUGGCCCAGGUGGUUGCAUACCCGGUAGGCAUGGCAUGGGCGAAGGUGAUGCCAAACAAGGUCUUCAGUCUGUUCGGUCUUCAAUUCAAUCUCAACCCCGGCCCCUUCAGCAAGAAGGAACAUGCCCUCAUUGUCAUCAUGGCAAAUGCCACUUUUGGUGGUGGUGCCGCUUACGCGACAGACGUUCUGCUGGCUCAGCGCGCCUUCUACAAGCAGCACUUCGGAUGGGCGUUUGAGAUUCUUAUGUGUAUUUCGACCCAGAUGCUCGGGUUCGGUAUGGCGGGCUUCUUCCACCGGUUCUUGGUAGCCCCGGCGGCUAUGAUCUGGCCUUCCAACCUCAUCAACUGCGCCCUAUUCACCGCGCUCCACGAUACCCGUAAGCCGGACCCGUCCAAGGUCAAUGGAUGGAGAAUUGGAAAAUAUCGAUUCUUCCUCUACGUCAUGGUUGGGUCCUUCUGCUGGUACUGGAUCCCGGGUCUCAUUGCACCAUUCCUGAGUGUCUUUGCGUGGGUGACAUGGAUCAAGCCCCAGAGCCCCGUCGUCAACCAGCUUUUCGGCGGCUCGACCGGCUUGUCGUUGAUUCCCAUGACAUUUGACUGGACGCAAAUCUCGGGCUUCAACUUCAGUCCGCUAAUUUCACCCUGGCAUGCGAUCGCCAACACCCUCAUUGGCAUGAUCAUCUUCUUUUGGAUUGUUACCAUCGGUAUGCAUUUCAGUGGUAUGUGGUGGUUCAAGUAUCUACCCAUCAGUGACUCUAGCAGUUACGACAACACUGGUGCAAAGUACAAUGUCUCUCGCAUCCUGACGCCUGAGUUCACCCUUGAUCUGAAGGCAUACCAAGAGUACUCCCCGCUUUUCCUGUCUACGACAUUCGCACUCUCCUAUGGCCUUUCCUUUGCCACUAUUGUCGCUCUGUUGGUGAACACCGGGCUCUUCCAUGGGAGCGAGCUGUGGGUGCGCUUCCGCAACUUCGGCAAGGAAGAAGAGGACGUUCAUGGCCGGCUCAUGGCCCGCUUCAAGCCGGUCCCGCUCUGGUGGUACGGUGCGGUGAUGGUUGCAAUGAUUGCCAUCGGCCUUGGCCUCGUCCUGGGAUAUCCUACCCAUCUGAGCUGGUGGGCAUUUUUUGUGGCCCUGAUCAUCGCCGUGAUUUGGUAUGUGCCCAUCGGUAUCAUCCAGGCGUCCACCAACAUUGCCCUUGGGUUGAAUGUAUUGACCGAGUUCAUUGUCGGGUACAUUCAGCCGGGUAAGCCUAUGGCCAUGAUGCUGUUUAAGACCUACGGAUAUAUGAGCAUGUACCAAGGGUUGUACUUCAACCAGGAUAUGAAGCUGGGUCACUACAUGAAAAUUCCACCCCGUGUGUCCUUUGCCGGCCAGAUGGUCGCUGCCCUAUGGUCGUCUAUCGUCCAGAUCGCCGUCAUGAACUGGGGUCUCUCCACGAUCAAGGACAUCUGCAGCCUGGACCAGCCCAACAACUACAGCUGCCCCAACGGCCGCGUGUUCUACCAGGCCUCGGUAAUCUGGGGUCUCAUCGGUCCGCAGCGCAUGUUCUCCCCUGGCCAGCUUUACGUCGGCCUGCAGUGGUUCUGGCUGGCUGGCGCUCUGCUGCCUGUAGCUAUCUAUUUGGCUGCCCGGAUGUGGCCCAAGUCCAACAUCCGGUACCUCAACGCUCCCCUGCUCUUCGGUGGAGCAGGCCUGAUCCCGCCCGCCACCCCACUGAACUAUCUCACCUGGGGCUUGGUGGGUAUGAUCUUCAACAAGUACAUCCGCGACAAGUUCCGCGGCUGGUGGAUGCACUAUAACUACGUCCUGUCUGCGGGCCUGGACGUCGGCUUGGAUCUGUGUACGAUCUUGAUCUUCUUGGCGAUUGAUCUCACCAACACGAGCUUCCCUUCAUGGUGGGGCACGAAUAUCGCGGGCGAUACGCUGGAUAUGUCUGGUAAGGCUGUGCAGUUGAAGACGAACGGAACUUUUGGCCCGGCCUCUUGGUAAUUACCAUUCUGUGUUCUGUGGAGUAUAAGUGAUGGCUUCGAUGGCCCAAUACUUCGGUUUGGAUGGUUCUGGUGGGGAUGACAGAGGAUGAGAGAGAGAGAGAGAGAGAGAGAGAUAUCCUGCCAGUGGAUCUGGCCGGUGACGUGAUCUAUGAUCCUGACGACUAUCUCCCUGUAUUAUGAUUAUGUUAUAAUU
This is a messenger RNA of Aspergillus homomorphus CBS 101889, 2650 nucleotides long. RefSeq names its product small oligopeptide transporter, OPT family (gene optB). Bases 101 to 2455 code for a protein of 784 amino acids. Gene Ontology annotation, biological process: transmembrane transport. Lineage: Eukaryota; Fungi; Ascomycota; Eurotiomycetes; Eurotiales; Aspergillaceae. Gene Ontology annotation, molecular function: oligopeptide transmembrane transporter activity. The transcript has 2 exons. The record is from RefSeq and is a predicted model, not a curated record.